This is a messenger RNA of Mercurialis annua (annual mercury), 1385 nucleotides long. RefSeq lists its product as uncharacterized. The record is from RefSeq and is a predicted model, not a curated record. The coding region runs from base 162 to 1055 and encodes 297 amino acids. The transcript is spliced from 10 exons. Lineage: Eukaryota; Viridiplantae; Streptophyta; Magnoliopsida; Malpighiales; Euphorbiaceae.
UCUUUUUGGAAUUGUUAGUGUAUUAAAUUGAGGUACAAAUAAAUAAAUAGAAUCCUCUUCAUCUUUUGCCUGCAUAUUACACCAAAAGGACUUCACAGUCUCUGUCUCCAUCUCAGUAAAGCAUAUAGCAUCUUGGUACCUUUGCCUUAACUACUUCAACAAUGGACCAUGACAGGUUGAAUUCUCCAAGCACCUCUAUGAUCUCACUUGAACUUUUGGGCCAUCAACUACAAUUCUCGCAGGAUCCAAAUUCCAAGCAUUUAGGAACCACUGUUUGGGAUGCAUCCAUGGUAUUUGCCAAAUUUUUGGAAAAAAAUUCCAGAAAGGGAAAGUUUUGCCGUUCCAAACUCAAAGGAAAACGUGUUAUUGAACUUGGAGCAGGUUGUGGAGUAGCUGGGUUUGGGAUGGCUCUGCUGGGGUGUGAUGUUGUUACAACAGACCAAGUCGAGGUUCUGCCAUUGCUAAUGAGAAAUGUAGAGCGUAAUACUUCAAGAAUCAUGCAGAUGGAUCCUAAUUCAGAUUCAUUUGGUUCAAUCAAGGUUGAAGAGUUAGACUGGGGAAAUGACGACCACAUAAGGGCUGUUCAUCCACCAUUUGACUACAUUAUCGGCACUGACGUUGUUUAUACAGAGCAUCUCUUGGAGCCGCUGUUAAAGACGAUUUUUGCUUUGUCAGGCCCCAAAACCACAGUCAUGAUGGGGUAUGAAAUCCGUUCUACAAGUGUUCAUGAGCAGAUGCUUGGAAUGUGGAAAAGAAACUUUGAAGUGAAAAUAAUUCCUCAAGUUAAGAUGGACAGUAAGUAUCAGCAUCCAAGCAUUCAACUUUAUGUCAUGGGCUUAAAGCCGGUAGCUGACAGCACGGAAAGUAUGACUCAAACCAUUGGAAACGGUGAGGAUAAUAGUGAGGUGAAUAAGACGGAUAAUUGUGGUAAUGAAAUAGUACGAGAGGACAGUGAACCAGAGGUAAAGCUCUCGAGGGGAAAGCUUUCUGACUGGGAAGCAAGAAGGCUUGGCUCCAUGGCUGCUCGGCUUCUUAGAGAUGUAAAGAUUACAUAAGUUUUUCAGCCCUCGAGUCACCCACCUUCUUUUUUUUGUCAAAGCAAUCCGCACGUAAGGUACCAUCUGGUUCAUUGGAAAUCAAAUUUGAGAAGAUCUAAUUAAUGGACCUCGAAGCGGACGGUAUCAGCAUGCUGAAAACUCUUGCGUUGCUUGCAUGAUACAACUUUGAUUGAAAGCUGAUUUUCAACAUCCAUAACAGAUUUAAAGAUCUUGUUUUGUCUAUCAUAUUAGGAAUUUUCGAUUCUUGUAUGUAUCAAAUUGCUCCUGAAUUUGUAUGUGUUGGUCAAUUAACAUAGAAAUUAAUAUUAUUAUUAAAUUAGUCUGAAA